ACUCGAGCCAGGAACAAUCCCUCCGUAACAUACGAGUCACAACCAAGUUCGUGUGGUGAUCGAAAAUGGUAGAAUUCUCCCUAGCUACGGCGGCGAAUUUCAUUGACGACGACGACGAGCUCGACGAAGAGCCAGGGGAAGUUGUCGAGUCAGCGCCACCUCUGAAAGUGGGGGAGGAAAGAGAAAUUAAAUGUAGCGACGGCACUAGCUUCAAGAAAAAGCUUCUCAAGCGUGGCAAUGAUUGGGAGACACCUGAGUUCGGCGACGAAGUCACUGUUCACUAUGCCGGUAGUCUACUUGAUGGAGCCAAAUUUUAUUCAACUCGGGACGAAGAUCAGCCCUUCACUUUCAAGCUUGGCCAAGGGCUACUUGUUUCUGGCUUGGAUCAUGGGAUCAUUACAAUGAGUAAAGGUGAAACCGCAUUGUUCACAUUUCCUCCCGAACUGGCUUAUGGAGUAGCAGGCACUGAUGGUGUUCCUCCACAUGCUGUAACUCUGUUUGAAGUAGAACUCAUCUCAUGGAUCACAGUGGUAGAUGUUUGCAAGGAUGGUGGUAUUAUCAAGAGGAUUAUGGUGAAGGGGGACUCCACUGGGCCUCCUGGCUAUUUAGAUGAAGUUUUAGUAAGGUACACAGCAAUUGCUGCUGAUGGAAAAAUUGUUUCAAGAACAGCUGAAGAAGGAGUAGAGUUUUACAUCAGAGAUGGUCAUUUUUGCCAAGCAUUGCCUAAAGCAAUUAAGACAAUGAGAAAGGGGGAGAGAGUGAAUUUAAUUGUCCAGCCUCAAUAUGCCCCUGGCGAUGGGGUUAAGGAUUCUACGUGCAGCUUCCCUUUGAGCAUAGAUCUGGAGCUGGUAUCCUUCAAACCUGUUAUAGACGUGACCGGCAAUUUAGGAGUUUUAAAGAAGAUUUUGAAAGAGGGGGAAGGAACUCAGACUGCCAAUGAAGGCGCAGCUGUUAGUAUCAGGUAUUCAGCAAUGCUUGAUGAUGGCAGUUUGUUUGAGAAAAAAGGUUUUGAUGGAGAGGAUCCCUUUGAGUUUACAACAGAUGAAGAACAAGUUGUUACUGGAUUAGACCGAGCUGUAGCUACAAUGAAGGAGGGUGAGCAUGCAAUUGUGACAGUAAAGUCUGAGUAUGGCUUUGGAAGCAAUGCUGUGAAGUGCGACCUUGCAACAGUUCCUCCUUCCUCAACCCUUGUUUUUGAAGUAGAAAUGCUAAAAUUCACAAGGGAAAAGGAACCUUGGGAAAUUAGUAUUCACGAGAGAAUUGAAGUAGCUAAUAGAAAGAAGGAAGAAGGAAAUGUACUCUUCAAACAUGGAAAGUACGAAACAGCAUUAAAGAAGUAUAAGAAGGCUGUGGACUAUGUUAGUGAAGGCGGUCGCUUUGAAGAUAAUGAUCAGAAGCUGAUCAAAUCAUUACAAGUAUCAUGCUGGUUAAAUGGUGCAGCUUGUUGUCUCAAAUUGGAUAAUUUUGGUGAAGCUAUCAAACAUUGUUCAAUGGUCCUUGGUAUCGAGUCUUCAAAUGUGAAGGCACUAUAUAGAAGAGCUCAAUCUUAUAUGAAGACAAAUGAUCUGCACUUGGCUGAAUUGGACAUCAAGAAGUUCCUGGAAAUUGAUCCUGAGAACAAGGAGGUGAAAUUGUUGCAAAAGAAUUUGAAACAACUUCAAGCUGAGAGCAACAAGAGAGAUGCAAAUCUGUACACAACAAUGUUUGCACGCAUGAUGAAUGAAAAUUCUCCAUCUGCAAAGAGAUUAAAAGCUGGGAUAAAGGAUGAUAACAGAGGGGAAGAGGUUAUGGCAAUGGAAAUAGUGGACAAGGAUAAUGUAAAUUCAAAUUCAUCCCCUCUUAGGGAAGAGGCAUAGGAUGCUCCUAUUAGACUAUUAGUCGUUCCAUUUAUUUGUGCAACUUUCGUUUAGGUUAUAUUGGUAGUAUCGUCUCUGUUACUAUCCUACUUAUAUAGUUUAAUAGUUAUAUGCAAAUUGCCAACGUCAAUCACAUUAUUGUGCGUUGAGCAGUCUGUUUGUUUGUAUCUGUCCAGAAAAUUAAAUCCAUUAGUUCAAUCCUAAUUCUAUCUUAUGUGGUGCCACACAGUUUAAAAGAUUUUAUCAAGAUAAAACCUAG
Messenger RNA from Cuscuta epithymum, 2115 nucleotides. The record is from the annotation of a GenBank genome assembly. NCBI's taxonomy places the organism in Eukaryota, Viridiplantae, Streptophyta, Magnoliopsida, Solanales, Convolvulaceae.